Rhinolophus ferrumequinum (greater horseshoe bat) is the source of this 3448-nucleotide messenger RNA. RefSeq names its product tubulin tyrosine ligase like 6 (gene TTLL6). Gene Ontology annotation, biological process: protein polyglutamylation; microtubule cytoskeleton organization. Gene Ontology annotation, molecular function: tubulin binding; tubulin-glutamic acid ligase activity. The transcript has 14 exons. Gene Ontology annotation, cellular component: cilium. Lineage: Eukaryota; Metazoa; Chordata; Mammalia; Chiroptera; Rhinolophidae. The coding region runs from base 377 to 2542 and encodes 721 amino acids. The record is from RefSeq and is a predicted model, not a curated record.
UCAAAAAGCACGCCGCUUUUGAUGAUCGGUUUUAUAGAAUCAAAUUGUAGUGUAAUCUAAAACCAUACUUUACCCUAAUCUUCAUUCUAUUUGUUUAGAAUGCCUUUUUAUUUUUUUAAUUGUAGUAUAUGUGGGUUAGGUUUCAUGCAGCCCCACCUGGGACAGGAUGUGGGCAGUCUCUUUUUCUGGCAAGUGUGUCUGUCUCUGUCUUGCUGCUUUCCUUUUUCUGUUUUCCAGAUGAUUGGUGAUCAAUCUAGCCAACUGCCGAUAUGAGAGUGUGCGUAGGGCUGCCCAACAGUACGGCCUUCGAGAGGGAGGGGAAAACGACGACUGGACGCUCUAUUGGACUGACUACUCGGUGUCACUGGAGCGGGUGAUGGAAAUGAAAAGCUACCAGAAAAUCAAUCACUUCCCAGGGAUGAGUGAAAUCUGCCGCAAGGACUUGCUGGCCAGGAAUAUGAACCGCAUGUUAAAGAUGUUCCCUAAAGAUUUCCACUUCUUCCCUAGGACCUGGUGUCUUCCUGCUGACUGGGGAGAUUUGCAAAACUACAGCAGGUCAAGAAAAAAUAAGACAUACAUUUGUAAGCCGGAUUCGGGCUGCCAAGGGAGAGGUAUAUUCAUCACCCGGACGGUGAAAGAAAUCAAACCAGGGGAGGACAUGAUCUGUCAGCUCUAUAUUUCAAAGCCCUUUAUCAUCGAUGGGUUCAAGUUUGACCUACGGGUUUAUGUGCUGAUGACAUCCUGUGACCCUCUCAGGAUUUUUGCAUACAAGGAAGGACUGGUCCGCUUUGCCACAACCUCUUACUCCCACCCUUGCACAGACAACCUGGAUGAUAUCUGCAUGCACCUGACUAAUUAUUCCAUUAAUAAGCACAGUUCCAAUUUCAUUCGAGAUGCUCACUCUGGCAGCAAGAGGAAGCUCUCCACCUUCAACAUGUACAUGGAGAGCCAUGGCUACAAUGUGGAGCAGAUAUGGAGAGAUAUCGAGGAUGUCAUCAUCAAGACCAUCAUCUCGGCCCAUCCCAUCGUCAAGCACAACUACCACACCUGCUUCCCCAGCCACACGCUCAACAGUGCCUGCUUUGAAAUCCUGGGCUUUGACAUUUUGUUGGACCACAAACUCAAGCCCUGGCUGUUGGAGGUCAACCACUCUCCCAGCUUCGCCACCGACUUCUGGUUAGAUAAAGAGGUGAAGGACAGUCUGCUGUAUGAUACCUUGGUUCUGAUCAACCUGGGAAGCUGUGACAAGAAGAAAGUCUUGGAGGAGGAGAGGCAACGGGGGCGGUUCCUGCAGCAAUGUCAUUCUCGGGAGACCAGGAUGGAGGAAGUCAAGGGUUUUCAGGCCAUGCGUCUAGAGAAAACUGAGAAGUAUGAGAAGGAAAAUUGUGGAGGGUUCCACCUGAUUUAUCCCAAUCUGAAUUUGGAAAAGUAUGAGAAGUUUUUCCAGGACAACAAUUCCCUCUUCCAGAAUACAGUUACCUCCAGGGCCCGGGAGACGUAUGCCCGGCAACUGAUCCAGGAGCUGAGACUAAAACAGGAGAAAAAAUCCUUCCAAACUAAAGAGAAGAAGGUAGAGAUGCAGGGGGAAUCGGCAGGCGAGCAAGCAAGAGGCAAGAGCUCGAAGAGCUGGCAACAGACACAACGGCAGAAAUACAAGGCAGCUACCACCCACGCCUCCAAACAACACCUUCAGCCAUUGACAUUAGUGUCCCGCACACCUGACUUACUCUUGAGUGUCAGAGAUGCAAAGAAAAAUGAGACAGACAGCAGCCUCGACCAGGAGAUCCCCAAGGAAGAUGGCCCUGCUCCGCCUAAGCUUCCAUCUGCGAGGCAUUACUGCUCUGUACCCGACCUGAGGAAUUCAAGCCUUCUCUGCUGCUCCAGGCAGGAGCUCAGUAAACUCAUCUCCAGAAUCAAGGCAGUCACGUCUGCCUCUGCAGUGAACAUAUUCACUGGCACGCUGCCCUUGAGUUCAGUAGAAACCUCUCCAGAAUCCACCACUCAGGUCUCAGACUGCCCUGAGUCUCUACUGAGCAUGACCAUGACAACCAGCUUUGAAUGUAGUAGCCCAGAUCUGAACAGGAUUGGCUCCUCUAAAUGCAAGCAGCAGCAGAAUGCCCAGCACCUCAUCCAGGAGAAAAUAUCAAAAAUUUCUCUGCCUAUAAAAUCCCAGCACUUCUUGGGGAAUCUGAACCCACGCUUGACUUCACUAAAGAAUAACAUGAAGAGACAGCAUCUGCUAUCAGAGAUAGUCACCAAAAUUCGACUGAGGGAGAAGUCCUCCUUAUUCCCACAUACCUGCAACCCGAAGCUGGUGUUGAGUAACCAGUCACAAAACUCCUCCCUGCCCAGCAGCCGAAGCUCUGGUGAGAAGAGGCCACUGGAUGUGUCCCCCCUCCUCCACUUGCAGAGUUCUCACAGCCAUGAUGUUUCUCUGAGGGAUCUGCUGGUGGUUGCCACUCCAGCCCGACUGGAUCCGAGGCCUGGCAGAAGCUAUCCAGGUGCCAUGAGGGACCUGUGUAUACAGGAUCAGGAAGCAUAAAGUCACUGCCUAAUCUCUGGCCAAAAAGGAUGUGAGAGGCAGUAGAAUCAGACGGGAUCUCUGCCUUUUUUUCCCUUUCUACUCUUCUUCCAAUGUCUACAGUGCCCAUAGAAUCAACUGAAAGUUUUAUUUUCUCAUCUAGAUGUCCUGAUCUUAUAGUUUUCUCCUAUUAACACCAACGAGGCUGACAGCCUUGCCUUUUGUGUCCUCCCAGUUAGCUUCCAGUGUGGUAGGACCAUGACUUUUGGGAGUUACUGGUGCUGCUCCAGGAUACACCCUAGUUGCCCCAAGUAGUGGCAUUCCUCUGGGUUCCUCACAUGACACCGUCAUCUAGAACACUCCCCCAGAUAGAGCAGUGCGAGGGGAGGAGUGUUUCAGAGAAGGACUCACAAGUUCUAGGAAUCCAAAGUCCUCAGUCCACCACUAGGCUGAUGUCAGUUGGUCUUCAACCACAAAGAGAAAAGGCAGAGAAAGGGCUAAGAAUGGUGGAGAACUCAGAGCCCUGAGGAAGGGAAUUGGGGCCGUUGUAACCACCAGGUGAAGACCAGACCUCCUUCCAUCCCAGCCACCUCUGUGCCCAAACAUCUUCCUGCUACCGCCCUUACCAGCCCAACUCAGCCCUCUCAGGGAAGACAGAGCUGAGGCAAGAGUACCCAGCCUGCAGGUGUUUCUUCCAUCGACAUGCAGAAAUGAUGCAAUUUUCUCUCAAGUGUACAUUGGUAAAAUAAAUUGCCAUACUUGAUGCCAGAACAAGGAGCCUGGUCCAGAGUGAAAAUGGGGAGGGGAGGUGGGAGAGAGAGUCCUCCUGAGCACUCCUCAUUAAGAAAGCUCCAAAUCCACUGAAAAUGUGUCGGGGCAUUUGAAGACUUUCUUUGGAUGAAUAUUCUACAGUGAACCCUGGCCACC